Messenger RNA from Argentina anserina (silverweed cinquefoil), 1017 nucleotides. Its product is annotated as acyltransferase Pun1-like. The record is from RefSeq and is a predicted model, not a curated record. Lineage: Eukaryota; Viridiplantae; Streptophyta; Magnoliopsida; Rosales; Rosaceae.
AUGGGUUCAGAGGUGAAGGUUGAAGUUGUUCGCAAAGAAACAAUUAGACCAUCCUCUCCAACUCCUCACCACCUUCGAUUUUUCAGCCUCUCAAUUUUUGAUCAGCUUUCUCCUCCACUUUAUAUCCCACUACUUCUGUUUUAUCCCAACAAUGGUGAUUGCCAACAUUCUUUGGUUGUUGAAAGGACCAAGCUUCUGAAAAGUUCACUAUCCGAAACUCUAACUCGCUUCUACCACUUUGCAGGAAGAGUUUUGGAUAAUGCUUCAGUCUGUUGCAAUGACCACGGAGUUAUGUUUCUUGAAGCUCAUGUCACAUGUACCAUAUCAAAGGUUUUGGACAAACCUGAUCCUGAGUUGCUGAAAAAGAUGAUUCCUUCAGGAGUUAAAAAACGAGACACAGGCUAUGAGCUUCUGCUUGUCCAGAUCAACUUCUUCGGAUGUGGUGGACUCGCAAUAGGAUUCAAUGCCUCACAUAAGAUCAUUGAUGCCUGCACACUCAGCAAAUUCGUUAACAGUUGGGCGGCUAAUACCCUUGGAUUGAAUACCGGUGAUGAUGGAGUGGUGUACGUUCAUCAACUUCACUAUGUUGCUGCAGCUUCUGUUUUCCCACCACUGGAUUUCUUCAGCACACCUCCACCCAUUUUGGAGUUUCCUCUUGCAAAGGGUACAACAAGGAGAUUUUUGUUUGAAUCCUCAAAAAUUGCACGUCUCAAGUCUCAAGCUGUCAGUGCAGCAGUGCAAAAUCCCACCCGAGUCGAAGUCGUGUCAGCAUUGAUAUGGAAAUGUGCAAUGCAAGCAUCAAAAGCAAGCUCCGAUGGUAGAAGACUUCCAUCAGCAUGGUAUCAAAAAGUGAACAUGUGGAAAGUAUUGGCGCACCCUUCUGCAGAAAACUUAAUAGGCAAUCUUUUAGGGUGUUUUGUAGCAAAAUCAACCGGAGCUGAAAGUGAUGAUAUUCAAGGCCUGGUUGCAAAUAUGAUGAAGAAGUUAGAGGAUCUUAACUUUUCAGGAAAGGUAUAG